This is a messenger RNA of Morchella sextelata, 402 nucleotides long. RefSeq lists its product as uncharacterized. The transcript has 2 exons. NCBI's taxonomy places the organism in Eukaryota, Fungi, Ascomycota, Pezizomycetes, Pezizales, Morchellaceae. The record is from RefSeq and is a predicted model, not a curated record. Bases 1 to 402 code for a protein of 133 amino acids.
AUGCCACUACCACAUAUACAUCCACAUGGAGGGCCCCCGAACCAAGGACAUCCACCACCGGACCAUUUGUUGAGCAUCAUCGGAUUAGUUGUCGCGAUCAUAUCUGCCGUCGCUGGCGUCCUCGCCCUGUUUGAGGGCUGGAAAAUGUGGAGGAAGGGGAAGAGGGACAAAUGUAAACGCGUUUAUUGGAUAGAGCACGGUCUUGGUAGUGCUCACCCAGGUCAAACUUCUCCCUUUUAUGCAAUGGGUGUGAAUAGCACGACUACGACCACGACUACGACUACAAAGACUACGACUACGAAUUACACUAUUUAUUUUUCUCCGCGUGACAUGUGUAAGAACAUCUGUCUUGGAUGGCUUGGUGUAGAGAAUGCAGAGCGUGAGAUCUUUGAGCUGGAUUGA